Messenger RNA from Ylistrum balloti, 987 nucleotides. RefSeq lists its product as uncharacterized. The coding region runs from base 1 to 987 and encodes 328 amino acids. NCBI's taxonomy places the organism in Eukaryota, Metazoa, Mollusca, Bivalvia, Pectinida, Pectinidae. The record is from RefSeq and is a predicted model, not a curated record. The transcript is spliced from 3 exons.
AUGAUUCGAGUUCUGUUAUUGCUAGCCCUCUGUCAGUCGGUGCGGGGACAUGGACGAAUGUUGGAACCCCCACAGCGGUCCUCCCUGUGGCGCUUUUACCCAGGAGACGACCGUUUCAUACCCAACUAUAACGAUAAUCAACUGUUCUGUGGAGGAUUCUCGGUUAUGCAAAGUAACGGCGGGAAAUGUGGUGCAUGUGGUGACCCGUAUGACGGGGUACGGGAAAAUGAGGCUGGCGGCAAAUACGCAACAGGUUUCAUCGCUCGAAACUACAACAAGGGGCAGAUAAUUGACGUCACGAUCGAUCUAACAACCUCACACAUGGGGUUCUUCCAAUUUAAAAUAUGUCCUCAUGAUGACGUGACGACACCAGUUACUCAGACCUGUUUGGACGACCAUGUUCUUAAAUUUACAAAUGGUGAUUCGAAAUGGCCGGCUACCAUCACCGGGGUUUAUGAUCUCCAGCUUCAGCUUCCGUCGGAUAUGACCUGUGACCAAUGCGUCAUUCAGUGGUACUACAGAGCAGGAAAUAACUGGGGCGUUGACCAAAUAACCGGAGAAGCAUGUCUCGGAUGUGGUGAACAGGAAACAUUCAUCAAUUGUGCUGAUGUCAGCAUAUCCGGAACGGGCCCAUCGGCACUACCAACAGCACCACCAACGGCACCACCAACAGCACCACCAACACAAGGUCCCCCUUAUACUCCAGCACCGUUGACGACAAAAAUGCCAAGUGAUGAUGGUACGUGUCCAGAUGGGUACAGAACACGAUGUCGAGGAAACGGAGUGUUAGACGGGUGUUGUAACAUCAUAUGUCAGAACCAGGCCUGUGACUCGAACUUUUGCACGUGCGACUGCUUUCCGGAUAUGACGUGUGAAGGCAUAGGUCCUUUGAAGGAUGUGAUAUAUGCAGCGGAGUACUGCUUCUACCACUGUUUGGAUGGAUGUCCUGGGUUAAGUAACAGUUGUUUAUGUCACUCUAGUAUGUGA